Galendromus occidentalis (western predatory mite) is the source of this 1090-nucleotide messenger RNA. RefSeq names its product tigger transposable element-derived protein 6-like. The transcript has a single exon. Gene Ontology annotation, cellular component: nucleus. Gene Ontology annotation, molecular function: DNA binding. The record is from RefSeq and is a predicted model, not a curated record. NCBI's taxonomy places the organism in Eukaryota, Metazoa, Arthropoda, Arachnida, Mesostigmata, Phytoseiidae. The annotation marks the transcript as partial.
UAUUUUGCUUGAACGUACGGGCUCUACUGAUGAUGUCUACAACGCGGACGAAACUGGCCUGUUCUUCCAAUUGCUGCCGGAACGUUCUUUGACUGUGAGGGGAGAGACUUGUGCCGGAGGGAAGAAGUCUAAAGUCAGACUGACUGCCUUGCUUUGUUGUAAUGCAAGCGGUACCGAUAAGAGGAAGCUGUUCGUCAUAGGGAAAUCAGCGAAGCCACGUUGCUUGAAAAAUGUAAGAUCUCUGCCAUGUCUAUACCGGGGGAACAAACGAGCUUGGAUGACGCGCGAGCUCUUCAGUGAGUGGUUGUUGAAGUUUGACCGACAAAUGAAAGCGGAGAAGAGGAACGUCCUCUUGCUUCUUGAUAACUGCUCCGCUCAUAAUGUUGUGCCACGGAUGACGAACAUUCGAGUCGAAUAUUUCCCCCCGAAUUGUACUUCUAUUCUUCAACCAUUAGAUCUCGGCAUCAUCAGAGCAGUCAAAGCCCGGUAUCGGAAAUCGCUCAUAAGGCUAAUCUUAGUUUCGGAGAACGCUGGGAAAGAUACGAAGGUCGACGUCAGGCAAGCAAUGAAAAUGCUCUCGAACGCAUGGUCUGAGAUCAUCCCGACAACAAUCAGACGGUGUUGGGAGAAGAGUUGUGUUUUCAGCUCAGGCCUGCCGAUUUCUGAUGUGAUCAGCGAUGACCAUUCAAAUGAAGAUUAUGAUCCGACAGACCUCUGGCAGUUAAAUGCACAGCGCCUCGGAAAUGAUCAGAACGUAAAUUUUGACGACUAUGUGACAGCAGAUGACGACGUUCAUGUUUGCGAGGAGCUCUCGGACGCUUGCAUUUUGAAACCGUUCUUGGAGGUUCCUGGAGCCGCGAGUUGUGACUCCAGUGAGAGUGACGAAGAUCCUGACGGAGGAAUCCAGGAAGAGAAUGUGUCGAUUGGCGCAAUGUUAGAGUCGAUGAGCAGGCUGAAGCGGUUCGUGUUCUCUCAUGAUAACGUGCCAGAUCAUAUUUUCAAAAGCAUCUCAGGUAUUGAAAACUUCGUCUUAACUAGUCAGACUAGGAAAAUGGUGCAGACGAAGCUUACGGAUUUCGUCGUAACUUAA